UGGAACAAACUGCAUUCUUCUCACUCACUCACUAAUCUCAACCACCAAAAUUUCUGUGUGUUAAGCAUUUGAAUUUCAAAGAAGAAGUGAGAAUUUCGUAGUAAAGUAAGAGGAAAAGAAAGGGGGGAGGAGAUGUUCUAUUCACAGUGUCUUCUUUCCAGAAAUGGACCAUUAAGAGCUAUAUGGGUUGCGGCUUAUUUUCAUAAAAAACUUAAGAAAGAACAAAUUGCUCAGACUGAUAUCUCUUCUUCUGUUGAUGAAAUCGUUCUAAAUGAAUAUACUGUCACGUAUAGAGUACUGGGUUACCUUCUUCUUGGUGUGGUCAGGAUAUACUCAAAGAAAGUCGAGUAUCUAUUUGAUGAUUGUCAGGAUUGUCUUGUUAGAAUCAACAUGUACAAAAAAGAUAAGUUACCCAAGGAAUCCAUGUGUGCCCCACAUUCUGCUAUCACUCUGCCAGACACAUUCGCACUUGAUGCUUUUAAUUUAGAAAUUGUAGAAGAUGUGACUGGAAGAUCAGAUCAUGUUUUAGAGCAGGAUUUUAGCAGGGAGAAAUCAAAAACCAACGAGCAAACACUAGAAGAAGCAUGGGAAAUUGCAAGAAAUGCUUACUUUUUGGACAAGUAUCAAGAGGAGGGCACAGCUUCCUUUGCCAGUAGUUCUCACAAUGCACCAAUUGAAGAUCCUCCUUUGUCUCUGGCGGUGGACAUUGGAGUGAGACUAAGCCCGGCACGAAGUGGAUCACAUGCAAGCAUCGAGAAGCUUCAAAACCUUCAGUUUCUUCAAGAAGAUUAUGCAGAUCUUGAAAUGUUCUCUGAAGCAGAUGAACCUCUUACUCCCAGUAAACAAAAUAUCGAAAUGAAUAAUCACGAGGAACGGAUUAUUUCGAUGGAGAUGACACCGCCUGGGAAUGAAAAUCUUCUAAGUGUUCAGCUACCUCAAGAAGAGGGAUGCCCAGACCUUGAAAUGUCUGUUGAAAUCGAUGAACCUCGGACGCCGAGUAGACAAGUUGAUGAAAUGAGUAGUAAGAAAGAGCGUCAGGUCAAGAAUUUGGAGAUUAGACUGCCUGGUCUUGGGGAACCUCAUGAUAUUAGUAAAAACCAUCCAGUAGCUUCACCAAUAGACAAAUGUGCUGACAAGUUGUCGAACAUAUUAGGUUAUCAAGGUGAUGCUACCCCAGAGGUCGUUGGAGUUCAAACUCCCGCUAGGAAGGACCAAGGUAGAAGAACAAGGAAGCGAAAAGUUGUAUGGGAUGACACUGCAGUGUUACCAAAUGAAGUAAUCAAGCAAAGCAUAUAUGACUCAAGUUCAUUAGUAUUUAAGCGGAGAAAAGCUCCAGUGACUGCUCUAGGCACUUGGAGAGCCAACACAGUUCCCAAACUCUGUCAGGACUUUACGAAGCCUUUGAUUCUUGGUUGUUCUUGGCUUGAGGACCUCUUCUACAAAAAGAAAUAUAAGGUCCAACAAGUUGAAGCGGAUAAAGCUUCUAACAACUCGACAGAGAAGGUACAUGAGACACAAUCCAAAUAUUCGGAACAGCAUGUAGACAUGGAGGAAAGUUAUGUUGAUCCCCCACCUUUGGCAUCUGUUGGGUUAGUUAAGUGCACCACGUCUAGGGUAUCUGGCGAAAAUGGAGCUGAAAUUUUCAGUGGAAGUGAAGCAGAAAAGAAAGCUGCAACUGAGAUCCCAGACCUUGGGCUUAAUCUGACAGAUGAGGAAAUAGGCCAGCAUGAAGACCAUCAAAAGUCAGGUGAAUUGUCAGUUACCACAAGAAAAUUGGCCAAAUAUCUGUCUGAAAGCUUUCAGAGUAAAAAGGGACAAAACGAGAAGGAAGUUUUAAGUUUGGAACCAAUGCUUAAAGGCAGGACAAAAAGGGAAAGUGCUAAGCUGUUCUAUGAAAUACUGGUGUUGAAGACAUUGGAUAUGAUAAAUGUGAAGCAAGAAGCUCCAUAUGAUGACAUAGUAUUGAUGCCAGCAACUCUGCAAACUGAAGAAAAUCUCUAGAGCUGGUGGUCGUAGUAGCAUAGGAGGAGAGAUAAGUUUAACAUGCACUGAUGCAGACUUAGGUUUAGCAAGGAGUAACAUGUAUAGUUGUAGAAAGUAAUCACUGAUACCAUGGUUGUUACCUUUGUAUCCAGGUGGAAUAAUGUUAAUUAACUGUAGAGACUAGUAGUGACCCCGGGUCUUUAAAUCUAAAGACCUGCCUUUUGUAGUAUAUGAAGUUUUGAGUUCUUAAAUUGCGUACAUUAUGAUAUAUCACAUUGCAGAUGUGUUUCAA
Papaver somniferum (opium poppy) is the source of this 2275-nucleotide messenger RNA. Its product is annotated as sister chromatid cohesion 1 protein 2-like. NCBI's taxonomy places the organism in Eukaryota, Viridiplantae, Streptophyta, Magnoliopsida, Ranunculales, Papaveraceae. Gene Ontology annotation, biological process: mitotic sister chromatid cohesion; synaptonemal complex assembly; replication-born double-strand break repair via sister chromatid exchange. Gene Ontology annotation, cellular component: synaptonemal complex; cohesin complex. The record is from RefSeq and is a predicted model, not a curated record. The coding region runs from base 133 to 2001 and encodes 622 amino acids. Gene Ontology annotation, molecular function: chromatin binding; protein binding. The transcript has 13 exons.